AAUGGCAGGAGCGGGGAGGCGGUGAGGGAGGCGCAGCAGCGGCCAGGCCAGCUGCAGGAAAGCUGCGCGCUGCUCUCCUGAACCAGCCGCUGGGGCCGCAUCAGGUGGAGAUCUGUUCAUCAGCGCAGCAGCAGCAGCACAGAUCACCAUCAGACUCCUCCUGCUCCUCAUCUCCGCGGCUCCAACUUCACGGGUUUUGUUUCACCUCUGAAACUGUUUUUUUUUCCUUCUUCUUUUUUUUUUUUUUGCCAUAACACUCUCUGAACAAGACAAGUGGAAACCUAGAAAAAAAAGACACCGGCAGAAAAAAAGGUUUUACGACAAAACAUGGGAAGAAAGAAAAUUCAAAUUUCUCGGAUUCUUGACCAGAGGAACAGACAGGUGACCUUCACCAAACGUAAGUUUGGUCUGAUGAAGAAGGCGUACGAGCUGAGUGUGCUCUGUGACUGCGAGAUCGCCCUCAUCAUCUUCAACAGCACCAACCGUCUGUUCCAGUAUGCCAGCACGGAUAUGGACAAAGUGCUGCUGAAAUACACAGAGUACAGUGAGCCGCACGAGAGUCGCACUAACACCGACAUCCUGGAGACGCUGCGCAGAAAAGGCCUCGGUCUGGAUGGCUCGGAGCUCGACAGCGAGGAGAGCGUGCAGGCUGCUGCAGACAAGUAUUCUGGCAGCGACAGCAUGGACCUUUCUGUGGCUCGCCAGCGUUUCUGUCCUCCCUCUCUGCUGUCACCAGAGACCCAGUUCCUCGUGUCUGCUGGUUGUGAAAAUGGUUUCCCCAACUCCUCUGCAUGCGCCGUGGCUCCCCACAGGCCAACAGGAUUUAAAGCUCUGAGCUCACGUCCAGGAUCUGCAAGCCCUGCAGCCCCGCACGGCGCAUUCAUGUCCCCUCACGCAGGCAUCGGCUACUCAGUGUUCUCUCAUGGCAACCUGAACCGCGCUCUGGACAUGAAAAGCCCUCCUCCUCCUCUCAGUCUGGGCAGCGAAAACCUGCGGGCAGAUGCUGCAAAUCAGGCCAUGGGGGCUGCAAGAGCAAACCACAACUCUGCUAGGAGUCUGCUGUACCAGGGCCUGCAUGGCAGCGGCUCUAUGGUGGCCAUGGGUAAAGCAGGGCUCCUGGGUCACAGCUUCGGGGGCUACAGCCUUCCCUCAACUGGAGCUUCUGAGUACACCCAGCCUGGUUUCUUUCACUCUGUUAGUUUACAGCGCGGAACAGUGACUCCCUGGCAGCACGAAAAUCAGGGGCCUCAUAUAAGCUCAGGGAUGUCCAGUGGGGGGUGCUCCUUCCCGUCUCAGUCUUGCUCAUCAAACUCUCCUCAUCUGCCCUCCUUGAACCUCAGCAUCAAAUCAGAGCGAAGCUCUCCUGACCACAUGUGCUCUCCAACCUCCCCUCGCCUGCACCACCUCAGGCAGCAUUCUCCAACCAGCAACCCUGAUUUAGCUCGACACACCCCUCCAGAGGCUCACUCGACCAAUAGGACGAAGGAGCUUCCCAAAGCCGGAUACCCGCAAGGUGGAGAGGAGAGAGGGCAGCCUCUCAGGCAGCUGGAGAUGAGCGAUGGUUGGCAGAGAUAGUGGUCUGCCGCUCGCUGACACCACAUCUAGUUCAGCAGCUCCCAACCAAACAGGAGGGGUCCAGAUGAACGUCCUGCUGAGGGACACCCUCCUCUGUCUCCUCUCACAGAGCUGGGCUCUACAGGGUGGAAAAGAAAUCCCCCUUCCAUCACUCACUUCAUCCCAUGAGGAGACAGAUGCAUAAGGAACUUUUUUUUUGUUUUCAUUUUUCUGUGUUGAAAAAAAAAAUUGCUUGGUUUAUUUUUGUUUCUUCAUUUUGCAGCUUUUUGAACAUAGGUAGAACAACUGAAAGCCUGAAGAUGAUGCUGAAAAUAUAUUUAGUAUUUAAAACAGGCAUUGCUUCUGAGUGGGAACUGAUCCUAAACAUGCACUGCUCAAAAAAUUAAAGGAACACUUUGAAAACACAUCAGAUCUCAAUUGGGGAAAAAAUAAUGCUGUUUAUUAAUACUGAUAUGGACUGGGUGAUGUGUUAGGAACAAAAGGAUGCCACAUCAUUUGAUGGAAAUGAAAAUAUCAACCUACAGACGGCUGAAUUUAAAGAUACUCCAAAAAUUACAGUGAAAAAAUUAUGCAGCAGGCUAGUCCAUUUUGCUGAAAUUUCAUUGCCCCCACGUGCGUGUAUGCAUGCCUGACAACGUCGGGUCAUGCACCUAAUGAGACGACGGAUGAAGUCCUGGGGUGUCUCCUCCCAAAUCUAGACCAGGGCAUCACUGAGCUCCUGGACAGUCUGAGGUGCAACCUGGCUACGUCAGAUGGAUGGAAACAUAAUGUCCCAGAGGUGUUCUAUUGGAUUUAGGUCAGGUGAGUGUGGGGGCCAAUCAAUGGUAUCAAUUCCUUCAUUCUCCAGUAACUGCCUGCAUACACUCGCCUCAUUUGCAUUGUCAUGCAAAAGGAGGAACCCAGGCCCCACUGCACCAGUAUAGGGUCUGACAAUCGGUGGAUUUCAUCACGAUAUCUAAUGGCAGUCAGGGUGUCGUUGUCUAGCCUGUAUAGGUCUGUGCGUCCCUCCAUGGAUAUGCCUCCCCAGACCAUCACUGACUCACUACCAAACCGGUCAUGCUGAACGAUGUUACAGGCAGCAUAACAUUCUCUACAGCUUCUCCAGACCCUUUCAUGUCUGUCACAUGUGCUCAGGGUGAACCGGCUCUCAUCUGUGAAAAGCAAAGGGCGCCAGUGGCGGACUUGCCAAUUCCGGUUUUCUGUGGCAAAUGCCAAUCAAGCUCCACGGUGCCGGGCAGUGAGCACAGGGCCCAAUAGAGGUUGUUGGGCCCUAAGGCCACCUUCGUGAAGUCUGUUUCUGAUUGUUUGGUCAGAGACAUUCACACCAGUGGCCUGCUCGAGGUCAUUUUGUAGGGCUCUGGCAGUGCUCCUCCUGCUCCUCCUUCUCGCACAAAGGAGCAGACACCGGUC
This is a messenger RNA of Cyprinodon variegatus (sheepshead minnow), 2985 nucleotides long. RefSeq names its product myocyte enhancer factor 2B (gene mef2b). NCBI's taxonomy places the organism in Eukaryota, Metazoa, Chordata, Actinopteri, Cyprinodontiformes, Cyprinodontidae. The record is from RefSeq and is a predicted model, not a curated record. The transcript has 9 exons. Gene Ontology annotation, molecular function: RNA polymerase II cis-regulatory region sequence-specific DNA binding; protein dimerization activity; DNA-binding transcription factor activity, RNA polymerase II-specific. Bases 328 to 1575 code for a protein of 415 amino acids. Gene Ontology annotation, biological process: positive regulation of transcription by RNA polymerase II.